This is a messenger RNA of Phlebotomus argentipes, 1464 nucleotides long. RefSeq lists its product as uncharacterized. Lineage: Eukaryota; Metazoa; Arthropoda; Insecta; Diptera; Psychodidae. The transcript has 2 exons. The record is from RefSeq and is a predicted model, not a curated record. Bases 134 to 985 code for a protein of 283 amino acids.
AGAGAAGGGAGGUUGUGAGAGUGAGAGCAAGAGCACUUUAGGCACAGAUCCUUGAGAGAGACGGACAGUGAGUGACGUUUCUGGUGCAACGCGUGCUUUAUUGAUUACACUUCUGGCUCCCAAAAUAAGAAAAAUGUGGGCCCAUCGAAAGGUGAUACUCAUCAGUCUGAUUCUCAUCCUGAGUCUCGUGUCGAUUUGCUUGCGGAAGCGGAAACUGAAGACAGCGGCGGAAGAGCCGAGUGUGGUGAAGAGGACGAGGAAUGUGCUGCAGGACAGCUUCUGGCUGGACAUGGAGAUCAACAAAACGAAUUUGCUGUACAUUUUCUCACUACGCAGAGCUCCGUUCUGGGAUUGCGAUUCCAGCGGCGCGGAUUCAAUUAGCGCACAGGGCAAUAAAGUCCUCUCGAUUGGCGAUAAGAAUGGAAAUAUCCAAAGUGGCAGAAACACCUUGGGCGAGAGGCGGAAGGUCAAGAGUGGUGAAGAUGUAAACAACGCCAAUUCAGCUAAUCCUGUGAUCAUUUCUUGCAUCUUGUGGCUUCUACUCUCGCUGGGGAAGGCGUGCUUUGAAAUGACAAACGACCUGAAAGAGAGAAAGAGAUCAUUAGCACAGCAAGAUGCAUCGCGGCGAUUCUCACUGCAGAACUUCUCCUUCGCGCGCAAUGAGAGGAAGUCCUUGGCGUCUGCCAAGUUCUGCCGACGCUCCACAAUUGAAUCCUUCCAGCCAGCCACAUCCUUCGCCACAAACUACGAACUUAUGAGAGCCAAUGAGGCUCUGAGGAUACUCAAUAUGACCAACACUUCACCUGUUCUCGGACGAAGAUGCUCAGUUCCUUUCAAUUCGGUGAGACAACUGCCUCGACAGUCCAGUCUGGGAUGCCAGAGUGUCCUGCAGAGGCAGAUGUCAGGAGAGAGCGGAUCGCCAGGAGGAGGAGUGGACAGGAGCCCCGAGGGAAAGCGCCGGAUGAGGCUGCUCUACAGGCACUAAAUCGCAUCAAAUAUCUCUUAAUGUGGCAUCCACAAUCUCAAUGUGAUCCAGAAUUACAUCAAUCUAGCCUUUUUCGUCCCUUUUACACACUCCAAGAAAGUGUUGUAAGAUCUUACCUUGAAUUUUACGUAAUAUAAACGAUCUUAUGGGAAAAAUUCCAUCGAAAUUGCAUGGAAAUGAGAUGAAGGGAUAAUUCUUAUGGACUGAAAAGAUUGAAUGGGUAUUUUUGAAAUUAUAAGAUAUAUAUUUCUAUAUAAAGUUUAUUAUCAAUAAAUUCACUUUACUGAUGUUUGCAUAAAGAAAUUUGUCUGACAAUCAAUAAAAUAAAAUCUUGAUGGCUUUAUCUAAUAACGCGUUAUCAGAGGAACUCUGAUGGAGAACAAUCAAUUAAAUAUGCGCUGUCCAAAGUAGCAAUUAAUCUUUUGUGUGUGUGUGUGUGUUUGUCUGUUUUGAUGAAUAUCCAAAAAUAUAUUAUUAGA